AUGGCCCGCAAUAUUUUCAAAGCUAAAGUCAUUGGUAUCGAUCUGGCUUGGAAGGCUGAAGCGUUGGGCUCGAGAGCUGCCGAUACCUUUGACGAAUUCAUUGCCGCCCCCGACCAGGCGACUGACUGGGACGAGUUCCAAAGAAGCAUUUCCGACGCUUGCCAAAGACUACGUAAUGCCAAAGAGGCUCGGCGGAACGCCGAAUAUCUCGUUGUUACAUCAGGUUGCGAAACGGCUUUCGAAGGCCUGAUCGAUUACGUUUGCGAUGGAGGCUCAGUCAUAUGCGUCGGGGUUCCGAAAUCAAGAGGAAAUUUGAUCAUACCCUUGGCUUUGAUGGUGGAACGUUCGAUUAGAUUCCAGGGUCUCCUGAUGGGUGGAUGGGAUGAGAGUUAUGAGGUUAUGGAGUACAUCAAACAGGGAAAGCUACGGCCGCUUGUGGUAGAAGCCUGCCUGGAGGAAGUUCCGUCUCGAAUGAAGGCCUUUCAAGACCAUCUUAAUAUCGGGAAGGUCGUUGUCAGGAUGGACGAUUCAAUUUGGCAAGAACGUCUUGUUUGA
Colletotrichum siamense is the source of this 555-nucleotide messenger RNA. RefSeq names its product Alcohol dehydrogenase 1 (gene adhA-4). Lineage: Eukaryota; Fungi; Ascomycota; Sordariomycetes; Glomerellales; Glomerellaceae. The record is from RefSeq and is a predicted model, not a curated record. The coding region runs from base 1 to 555 and encodes 184 amino acids. The transcript is spliced from 2 exons.